AUGUUUGUUGACAUGGCUGCAGGACAUCUUUCCGAGGCUGAAGCUGCUGCUGCUGCCGCUGCCGCCGCCGCCGCCGCUGCGGAAGCAGCUAGGCAAUUCGCCAUCGAAGCCUGGACUCUGCUCGGUGUUGCAAUCGUCUUCACCCUGCUGAGGACAUAUUCGCGAUUCAGAGCCGUUGGCAUCAAGAGAUUCAAGGCCGACGACUACCUUCUUUUCUAUGUCGCUGAGACUGCUCUUGCGUACUCGGUCGGCAACGCUGCGAGAGGGUUGGCCAACAAUGGAAUGACUGAUGAAGAGAGACUUGCCUUGGCUCCCGAUGAACCCGAGUACCAGCUGAGGGUUCUCGGCUCCAAGAUCCAGGUUGCUGGAUGGUCGGUUUAUGCACCUUUGAUGUGGUCGCUGAAGGCAUCCUGGCUGGUAUUCUACCUUCGGCUGACGGCCGGCCUUUCCCGCAGUUACUUGAUUCGCAUCUACAUCGGCUUCGGCUUCAUCGGCUGCACCUGCAUCGUCGUCCUCUUGAAUCUGUUCCUCUCCUGCCGACCCUUGCACAGGUUCUGGCAGAUCUAUCCCAACCCAGGAAACGCCUGUCAGCCUGCUUUGUCCAACCCGAUUAUUUGGACAUAUCUGUCGAUGAACGUUUCCACCGACGUGUACCUCCUUUCGAUACCGCUACCUAUGCUCUGGGGAUCGACGCUGAAACUCUGGAAGAAAGUCGGCUUGAUGGCUCUCUUUGGGGGCGGCAUUGCCGUCAUCGCCUGCGCCAUCCUUCGCUGCGUAUUGAUUGUCACCGAUCCUAUCAACGGGGCGCAGCUUGCUGGCUCCUGGGCCAUUCGAGAGAGUUUCAUUGCUGUCAUCGCCACCAACAUGCCCAUGGUCUUUCCCCUGAUCAAAAUGUGGUUUACGCCCGUCUUCGACACUCUGUUCUCGACCCAACGAUAUUCUCGGAAGCUCGAGGACGAGACGCCCCCUGGAUUACGCACGUUCGGCGGCGGCGGCAGCAGCGGGCCCAGCUGGCGCGGCCGUGGCCCUCCCACGGCGAAUCCUAUCACUAACAUAGAACAGAAUGAGAGCGAGGAGAGAAUGGUAGAUGGCACGAUGAUGCAUGAUAUGAGUAGCUCACGAGGCGAUGGUUCUGAUAAGUCUACAAAAUGUCGUGACGUGCAAAAGGAGGUUGAAGUAACGGCUGAAUAG
Molecule: messenger RNA, 1191 nt
Organism: Emericellopsis cladophorae
Lineage: Eukaryota; Fungi; Ascomycota; Sordariomycetes; Hypocreales; Bionectriaceae
Exons: 6
Coding region: 1-1191 (396 amino acids)
Source: RefSeq, a predicted model, not a curated record